Molecule: messenger RNA, 859 nt
Organism: Oryza sativa Japonica Group (Japanese rice)
Lineage: Eukaryota; Viridiplantae; Streptophyta; Magnoliopsida; Poales; Poaceae
Product: zinc finger protein 36-like
Biological process (GO): regulation of DNA-templated transcription
Cellular component (GO): nucleus
Molecular function (GO): transcription cis-regulatory region binding; DNA-binding transcription factor activity
Source: RefSeq, a predicted model, not a curated record
AUAUGUUCGAUCACUCCCACACAAUUCUCCAAACCAAGAGCACAUAACGUAUCCAGGGCAGAGCAGCAUAUCGAUCUUAGAAUUAGCUUUCAGUUCACGCGCAUCAUACAAAAAUGGUGACCAACAUGACCCACGAUGACUACGUCUCCCUCUGCCUCAUGGCGCUCGCCCAGGCGGGCGUCGGGGGUCAGUGGCCGGCGCAGAAACAGCAGAUCGACAUGGCACCGCCGGCACCGGAACGCGAGCUUCUUCGGUUCCGGUGCUCCGUCUGCGGCAAGGCCUUCCCGUCGCACCAAGCGCUCGGCGGGCACAAGGCCAGCCACCGCAAGCCGCCGACGGCCGCGUUGCCCAUGCACGUAAUCGACGCGCCGCCGCCGCCGUCGGCCGAGGACACAGCCUCGUCGUCGACGACGACAACAACGUCGGGCGGCGGCAGGCACAGGUGCUCGGUUUGCCACCGUACCUUCGCGACGGGGCAGGCGCUCGGAGGGCACAAGAGGUGCCAUUACUGGGACGGGCUGUCGGUGGUGUCGGUCACGGCUUCGGCGUCAGGUUCCGGGUCGUCGAGCGUGAGGAACUUUGACCUCAACCUGAAACCGGUGCCGGAGACGGUGGCCGCUGGCGUCAGAAGGUGGGGAGAGGAGGAGGAGGUGCAGAGCCCUUUGCCGUUCAAGAAGCGCCGGCUGUCAAGCCCAUCAUUGGAGCUUAAUUUAUAGUAGCAUCUUAAUUCAUCCUAAUUCCUUACUGUCCAGAAAUUCAUUCGUUUACUUUUUUUUCUUGUUAAAGCUAUCCUUUGUGAUUAAUUAUCUCUUCGACCGUCUUUAUAUUCGUGACCAAGGAAGAAAUAAUUUCUGAAUCA